UCCAUUCCCAACGUCAUAUAUAUUGAGGAGGUAACAGAACGUGUGGCAACUGUUACGGCACCCCAGGUAUAUAAACUGCAGAAAUCGGCCGCGCCGUUCAGUCAGUGCUUAUCUGCGGUCACCUACAUACUCUCACCAUGAGAUUACUUCUGCUCUCACUGGUGUUGUGCAGUUUUGGAGUACUGGUGGCAAAUACACUCGAUAUUCGUCCCAUCUCCAUAGAAGAUGUUCUCAGGGCAAAUCCUGGCCUAAAGGCUGAACUAAAGAAGAAAAUUGAAGAGAGGAAAAAUGAACCCACAAGUGUUCCAGCCACUGCCUCAGCCCCUGCAACCACUGCAGCAGCAACCACCACAACCACCACUACAACACCAACUCCUCAAGCUGAUACUCCUCCUUCCACAACCCCCGAAUCUACAACUAAAGCUACAAGGCAACCUGGCCGUCGACGCCGGCCUGCUGGAGCUGCUCGGCGCAGGUUGAGGGUUUCUGACAACAAAGACGAGGAAGCACCCAUUCAAAAUGGCCGAACAUUCCCACAAUAGAUACAAAAAAACAAAAGAAAAAAAAAAACAAUUGCUGGCUAGACUGCCAGUGAAUGUGGUGAAUGGAGAUUCCAAAUACAAAGAACAGUACAUUCAAAAUAUAAUGCCAAGAAGAUACAAAAAAAAAAAAAAAAAGUUAAACCAAUUUCUUUUGGACUACACUUUGUUAAAUUAUUUAGACAUCUUUGAAAUAUUCUACAUAUGAGAACUUGUCACUUGCCUCAUAUAUUAUUUUCAAAUCUUUAAUAAAUGGAGAUCUAAUUCACCAACUUACUUCUGAAGUGCUUGAAAAUGUCCAGACUGUGAGAUCUGUGAAAUUACUAAAGAUUUUCUCUACAUGUACACUUUCACAUCUAGUAGCUUUAAAUUUUCUUGAAAAAUGUUUCUUCCAAAAAUAGUUUGUCUUUUCUGAAGCUUUUGAAAUAUUUUGUCUAAACCAAACAACUAUCAUGGCAUUUAUUUUCAACCAAACUCUUCUACAAACAUUUGUGACCUGAAUGUUAAAACAUUGAGCAAAUUGAAUGAUGUUCCCAGGAUCUACAUCCAGCACUUUAACAUUUGCCACUUUGUAACCUGCAUGGUUUGUUUCUUAAUAUAUUAUGUUAAAUAUU
Messenger RNA from Penaeus vannamei (Pacific white shrimp), 1153 nucleotides. NCBI's taxonomy places the organism in Eukaryota, Metazoa, Arthropoda, Malacostraca, Decapoda, Penaeidae. The record is from RefSeq and is a predicted model, not a curated record.